UUUUUUACUUCGGAGUCUUUGCUUUAUUCAAGGGCACUGUAUUGUGUAAUGGUCACUACAGAAUGACUGAUGUCUGAAUGAACAAGAGCCUGCGAUAUGUGUUGUAUAGUUUUUACGACGUCCUGAGAUCAACUACAGCUCCCCCUGGAAGAAGCCGCCUAUGGCGCUCCUCGAAUGCACCAUUUUGGAAUCGAUUACUCUGGAUGAUAAGUCCUCUUGACUAUUGCUCUGUAGUUCUAUUUGUCUCGACCUUGAAUUGUGCUCCGCCUACCGCUCCUGCGCCUGCUUCAGUGCUAUUGUUGCUGCUGCUGCCCAUGCUUUUUUUUUUUUUUUUUUUUACAAAACGACUAUGUCGUUUUCGGGUGCUUGAUACUGCUCUGGAUGUCAGUGUCGCUGUCGAUGUCGCUGUCGAUGUCGCCGUCGAUGUCGCUGUCAUCGUCGUUCGUGGCCUUGAUGCUGUUCUCAAAGCGAUCGAAUGGGAGGCCGGUGGCCUACGACCCGGCUACUGGGGCUUUGAUGCACUGUCUAGUGUCCAGCACAAAAGAAAAAAAGCCCUGUGACUUGCAGGCGUUACGUUACGGUUACGGUUCGACUUGAG
Gamsiella multidivaricata is the source of this 598-nucleotide messenger RNA. RefSeq lists its product as uncharacterized. The coding region runs from base 78 to 560 and encodes 160 amino acids. The transcript is spliced from 3 exons. The record is from RefSeq and is a predicted model, not a curated record. Lineage: Eukaryota; Fungi; Mortierellomycota; Mortierellomycetes; Mortierellales; Mortierellaceae.